CUUGCUAGUAGAGGUGCACGUUGCGCCCCACAAUACAGGACCGUUAGGUGCCCAUUUUCGCGUGCUGAACCAUUAACUGCUCGUUUAGUCAUCAGCUUUGCAAAUCGGAUUGAAUUUAACAAAAUAGCGUCAACCUAGUUUAAUAUAGGUCUAUUUACAUAAAUUUAGCGAAAAUGGGUACGGAAAAUGAAGCCAACGGAUAUGUAAAAUCAAAAUCGCCUGUUUUAACUAACGAAGUGGCAGCCAGGGGUCCAAAAAUAUUCAAAGAUACUCUAGUGGAGUUUUUUAAGAGAAAUCUUUUGGUAAUACUCACGGUAUCGGGAGUUCUGGUGGGCGCUGGUCUCGGUAUGAUGGUCAGGAAUAUGAACCUGACGCGGGCGCAGGUGACUUAUUUCGCCUUCCCCGGCGAGAUGCUGCUUAGGAUGCUGAAGAUGGUCAUCCUUCCCCUGGUGGUGUGCAGCCUGAUUUCGGGUGCGGCCUCUCUGGACACCCGCUCCCUGGGCAAACUGGGUGGCAUCGCCGUGUCAUACUUCUUGGUGACCACGCUGAUCGCUUCGGGCAUCGGCGUGGUGCUGGCAUUCAUUAUAAAACCGGGAGUGGGUGCAGGGGCACUAAACACUAAUAGUUUGGGGCUGGAAACAGUCACAACAAGCAAGGAGACCACGGAUUCCUUCUUAGACCUUGCCAGGAAUUUGUUCCCAGCCAAUCUCGUGGCGGCCGCCUUCCGCACAUACGCCACCGAUUACAAGUUUGUCGCCGUUGGGAACAUCUCAAAUGGGAGCCUCAUCUACCAGAAGGUACCCAUUGGCACAGAAAUGGAGGGAAUGAACAUCCUGGGGCUGGUCCUGUUCGCCAUGGUGUUCGGCGUGGCGCUGAGGAAGCUGGGGCCUGAGGGGGAGGAGCUUAUUCGCUUCUUCAAUGCCUUCAAUGACGCCACAAUGGUGCUUGUUUCCUGGAUAAUGUGGUACGUACCAUUCGGCAUCAUGUUCCUGGUCGGGAGCAAGAUCGUGGAGAUGGAGGACGUGGUGCUGCUCGUCAGCAGUCUGGGAAAGUACAUCUUCGCCUCCAUCCUGGGCCACAUCAUCCACGGGGGCAUCGUGCUGCCCCUCAUCUACUUCGGAUUCACCCGCAAGAACCCGUUCACCUUCCUGUCCGGCCUAAUCACCCCCUUCACCACCGCCUUCGCCACCUGCUCCAGCUCCGCGACCCUGCCCUCCAUGAUGAGGUGCGUGGAGGAGAACAACGGUGUGGACAAGAGGAUCAGCCGCUUCAUCCUCCCCAUCGGCGCCACGGUCAACAUGGACGGGGCGGCCAUCUUCCAGUGUAUCGCUGCCGUCUUCAUCGCGCAGCUGAAUAACGCCGAGCUCAACGCCGGGCAGAUCUUUACCAUCCUGGUGACGGCCACCGCAUCCAGCGUAGGAGCAGCGGGGAUCCCGGCUGGAGGGAUCAUCACCAUCGCCAUCAUUCUGGAGGCCAUCGGGCUGCCCACCAAUGACCUCUCUCUCAUGCUGGCCGUCGACUGGAUUGUAGACCGGACCACGACGGUGGUGAACGUGGAGGGGGACGCCCUCGGGGCGGGAAUCCUGCACCACAUCAAUGAGAAGGCGACGAAGAGGGCGGAGCAGCAGGCCGGGGGGCAGGAGCUGCUGGAGGUCAAGGUGGAGGUGGUGGCCAACGUGCAGGGCUUGGACGAGGCGUCCCCGCUCGUCACACAGCAGAACCCGGGCCCCAACGGCACCGUGGACUCGUCGGCGGAGAGGAGCGACGGGGAAUCCGGGCUCUGAGCUCGACCACGCAGAGACGCCGUUACCCGUCACGGGGAAGAGUGUACAGCUUGUGUCUGUGACGCGCGGCUGUACAUCGCCACGGGCGUAUCGGCAGAGCAUCGCGGCCUCAGCCCAGCCUGUGAAAAAUCCCUGUUUUUACCUGUUAACCUCCCGUCCUUUGGUCAGCAAACAGGUCACUCGUCUGUCGCCGUUGGUUGUCGGGAAUGUCAAAGUCAGCUGUCUAGGUGGACAGAGAUUAGGAGUAUUUAUAAACUGAUCCACGGUUGCUUUCCGAUCACUAUUUAAAAAUACCAUUAUUUUACAGCAGUGUGUGUACUUAGAGAAUUAUUUUAGAGGCAUGGCAGCGAUGGAUGCAGCUCUGCUCUCUGUUUGGUCAUUUUUAGAGAUGGAUAGUUCAGGCGAAGAAAGUAAAAAUCCAGACCUAGAUUUUGUUUCAACUAGUUAGUUGAGUACUCUGUGACUCUUUAUACUCAACUUUGUUGCUUAAAACAAAAUCUUGGUCUGGAUUUAAAUGUUCUAGACCUGAACUAUGCACCUCUGAUUAUUUUCUUUCUAGAUGCAUCUCUGUCCUGAAACAGACUGCAGCCAUUUUUAAAAUACAGACGCUCCUCUACUUACGAACGAGUUACGUUCCGAACGGACGUUCGUAACUUGAAAUGUUCGUAAGUUGUUAUUCAACAUCAUUUUAAGGGUAUACACAAGUACA
This is a messenger RNA of Paramormyrops kingsleyae, 2493 nucleotides long. RefSeq names its product neutral amino acid transporter A-like. Gene Ontology annotation, cellular component: plasma membrane. Lineage: Eukaryota; Metazoa; Chordata; Actinopteri; Osteoglossiformes; Mormyridae. The record is from RefSeq and is a predicted model, not a curated record. Gene Ontology annotation, molecular function: L-threonine transmembrane transporter activity; symporter activity; L-alanine transmembrane transporter activity. Gene Ontology annotation, biological process: L-serine transport; L-glutamate transmembrane transport.